GAGCCAAUCAGAAGGUGAGAAAAGUUCGCGCCAAAUCAAUAAAAAAUCGAUGAGUUUGUAAGUUUCUGGAAACCAUAUUUUUAUCAACUUUCACAUGUAUUUUUUACACAUUUGAGUUGAAAGUAGUGGCUAAUUUUCCUACUUAAAACGAUAUCUGGUUCAGAAUUCUUCGUAUUUUCUCUAAUAGCUGAGAAAUUUGAAAUCGCGAAAGAAGAAAGGUUAAAAAAAACAUGUCUUCUUCUCCCAAAGAGGUGUUGUUCAAGGAUUUCGCCAACGAACACAGAAGUAAACUAUCUGAAAAGUAUCCCUUCCUUACGAACCAACAAAUACAGGCAAAACUAAAACAGUCAUGGCAAAGAGUCUGCCAAGAAAAUAAAGAUAUGGUGAUGAAAACCGAUCGAUCGCCAAGGAAAAGUUCAAAUGCAGUUGAAGGCACGAAAAGUCCAAGAAGUUGCCGGAAACGUCUUUCUUGGUGUAAAGGAUCUCCUUCGAAGACUGUCUGUGGGAGUAGCAAGUCCUUGGAAUCACCAGUAUCCACUGAGGUAGAUUCAGGUCCCUGGUAUGACGAGGUGUCCAUAGAUUCAGAUACAGAUUCACCAAGAAAAACUCCAGAAAAUUUCUCAGAAGAUACCGUCAAAGAUGUGAUUGACCACAAAUUAAACGUUGAAGACCAUAAACAUUCUACAGAUAAGGAAUCCAACAUUAUAAAGACUGAAACAGUGGUAUUUGAGCUGUCUCAUCCAUCAAAGCUGUCGCUAGAGAAUGCGGAACUAUGUACAGUUCAAAGUUCAAGGUUAUUAUCAAGUGAACAAAAGAAGGGAGAUAGUAAUUUUAAUUUGAUGUUUGAUGAGGAAGAGAAAAUAUUCCUAUAAGAUAUGAAACAAGUCCAACAGUUAACAUUUUUUCCUUGACAUUAAUACAAUAAUAAUAACCAAGGCUGUA
This is a messenger RNA of Actinia tenebrosa (Australian red waratah sea anemone), 942 nucleotides long. RefSeq lists its product as uncharacterized. The record is from RefSeq and is a predicted model, not a curated record. Lineage: Eukaryota; Metazoa; Cnidaria; Anthozoa; Actiniaria; Actiniidae.